UCCUUUCAUGUGCCAGAAGCAGACUUCCUCUCUCAUUGUUUAAGAGAUUCCUCACUAUGUGACUAUUAACUGUGGAAUUUAGCCUCCUACUUUCGCCACGUAUGUAGAACAGAUAGAUUUCCCCUCUGCAAAAUGUUGCAUCCUGGUUCUUUGAAAUCCCAUUGAAUUUGGAGAAAUUAUGUUUUGGCAUUCAACCUAUUUUCCUGGAACAUAGCGUGAUGCUUACGACACAACCGAGUCACUGCACUUGACAAUAAAUUUGCUUGUCUCGUUUCACUUGGAUAUUCAGUAAUGAGUAAGAGCAGAAGAGGAAAGCCUUACUUACCACAGUUUAUUAUGUUUCAUGCCCAUGAUAAUUACUUUUAUAAUGCCACUCAUGAAUACAUUGAUCAGAUUAGGAUGAAUCACCUGGCUGGCCAAUAGCUAUUGGAAUGACUCUCCAUAUGUGACUUGGUUGUGUUCUUACAAAACGUGGAAGAAUAGACCCGCCCAGCCAUUGGAGCAGUUUUCAUCUGUCAUGCUGAAGAGAUGAGAGCGAACUGCUCCCGCAGCCCAGCCUGCUCUGCCAACGCUUCCAGGGAGGAGUCGCCUGUGGGCCCGGAGGUACAUGGGAACCUGGAGCUUGUUUUCACAGUGGUGUCAGCCGUGAUGAUGGGCCUGCUCAUGUUCUCCUUGGGAUGCUCUGUGGAGUUCCGGAAGCUAUGGCUGCACAUCAGGAGACCCUGGGGCAUUGCUGUAGGACUGCUCUGCCAGUUUGGUCUCAUGCCUCUUAUAGCCUAUCUGCUGGCCAUCAGCUUCUCUCUGAAGCCAGCCCAAGCCAUUGCUGUUCUCAUCAUGGGGUGCUGCCCAGGGGGAACCAUCUCGAACAUUUUCACCUUCUGGGUCGAUGGAGAUAUGGAUCUCAGCAUCACGAUGACGACCUGCUCCACCGUGGCUGCCCUGGGGAUGAUGCCGCUCUGCCUGUAUCUCUACACCUUGUCCUGGAAUCUGGAGCAGACUCUCACCAUUCCGUAUCAGAAUAUAGGAAUCGCCCUUGUGUGUCUGACCAUCCCUGUGGCCUUCGGCAUCUAUGUGAAUUACAGGUGGCCUAAGCAAUCCAAAAUCAUUCUCAAGAUUGGGGCCAUUCUUGGUGGGGUCCUCCUUUUGGUGGUUGCAGUGGCUGGUAUGGUGUUGGCAAAAGGAUUUUGGAACUCAGACAUGACUCUCCUGACCAUCAGUUUCAUCUUCCCUUUGAUUGGCCAUGUCGCGGGCUUUCUGCUGGCACUUCUUACCCACCAGUCUUGGCAGAGGUGCAGGACGAUCUCCUUAGAAACCGGAGCUCAGAAUAUUCAGAUGUGCGUCACCAUGCUGCAGCUGUCUUUCCCUGCCAAGCAGCUGGUCCAGAUGCUUAGCUUCCCACUGGCCUACGGACUCUUCCAGCUGCUGGACGGGUUUCUCAUUGUCGCAGCGUACAAGAUGUACAAGUGGAGAUCGAAGAAUGAACACAGAAAAAAGAACACGGGUCGUGAAGAAGGCUGCCAUAACAAGAAAUCCCCUUCUCCCAACGAGACUGGUGCAUUUUUGGAGAUGAAUGAAGAAGGUGCCAUAACUCCUGGGCCAUCAGUGCUGACGGAUCUGCACACAACCCGUGAGCCAACUGGCCACGUCUCCUCUUGUACCUAGUAAGGGCUGCUGGCCUGACUGGUCUCCGUCUUCCUCAGCGGCCAGUAAAGACAGUGUAGAGCUGAUGUGUGGAUCUCAUUGGCAGGGCCUAUGGGAAUAUUUGGAUACUUAUAUUUUCUGGUGGUUUGUGAACUGUCAUAGGAUCCAUUUUUGAGAAUGUUUUCUGCCUAUCUCAGGGAGUUUUGGGGGGCUUGCACACUGUAUUGACUAGCUGCCGUGCGUGUUCUUGUCUUUCCACGUAGUGAAGAGUAACGCUGUCAUGCAAUGUCAUCCUGGAUCUUAACUUCCCGAGACUUAGGACUCUGUAGAGGAGAUGUCACCUCCUACUGCAGGGAAAGAAGAGUCUGGACCCGCUUGACUUUUUGACUUGGGACAGGUUCUUUGGAGCAUUGGGGAGGGGGCAUACAGUUCCCCCCAAAAAUGAGGCCGUUUCUCAAAUAAUAGUAAUUUUUGUAGGGCUUGGACAUCUUUUUGGAUUAUAGAUGCAACACAGUUUAGGGGGAAUUUAAUGACCACUUGUGGUUAAAAGGUGAGUGUCCCAUGUGUCCACUCCCCAAUGACAGGCACGAUGCAUAACGCUUGCUGUGUAUAUAUCAUCCCAUAUACUGAGACCAUUCCGUGUACACGGUUUCAUAAGCCACUUGAUGACAUGUUAUGGAGCAUCUUUCCACGUCAGUCUUUGUUGACCUACCUCAUCCUUUAGAACCAUGGCUUCAUAGAAGGAUUCCGUUGCAUAGAAGUCCUGUAAUUUAUUUACCAUUCCUUGUUUGCGGACGUUGACAUAGCUUUCAGCCCACUGGGAUUAGAAGGCUGCUAUGAACCCCCGUACCGUCGUGCGAGCGUUUCCGGAGGGUCACUUCUUGUGACUUGAACUGCCAGGCCGAGUGCACCCCGAGGUGUUGGUCAGGCUGCUCCCUGGUGAUGUAAGUGGUGACUGCGUGGGCCUGGCUGCCCGUGGCUGCACCAGUCUAACGAAUGAUCAGUUCCGAUUUGUGAAAAUAUCUCAUUUAAAAUUGCAUUUAAAAACGCGAUGAGUGAAGUAGUCUUUUUCACGAUCGCUUGCCUAUUUUCUAUUGUAAUUUUCCCUUUUUGAUUGUUAACAUUGUAACACCUCAUGAAGAGUGACACCUUGUCUUAUUUUGUGCACAUUUUGCCUACUUUUAAUCUUUUAGCUUUUGUUUUUCUGUAUCUUUUACUGUAUAGAAGUUUUAUGUAUUUUUUAUAUAUUUAGCUUUAUGAGUCUAUUGAACUUGAUAUCUGACAAGUGUUCUAUUUUUGUGUGUAUUGUGAAUUAUGAUAGUAUUUCCUUUUUGAGAAUGUAUUUAACCCCUUUGCAAGGUGUUCUAUUUGGGGGUUUGUACCUGUAUUUACUGUCUGCUAUGUGUGCUGUCUGGGAGGAGGUAAACACGUCCUCCUCUAUUCUGACGUAAUUAAAAACAUUUCCCAUA
Molecule: messenger RNA, 3110 nt
Organism: Suricata suricatta (meerkat)
Lineage: Eukaryota; Metazoa; Chordata; Mammalia; Carnivora; Herpestidae
Gene: SLC10A6
Product: solute carrier family 10 member 6
Exons: 7
Coding region: 529-1662 (377 amino acids)
Biological process (GO): bile acid and bile salt transport
Cellular component (GO): membrane
Molecular function (GO): bile acid:sodium symporter activity
Source: RefSeq, a predicted model, not a curated record